AUGGCGGGAAACAAUCGUAGUCAGGCGGUUGUCAAGUCACGCACACCCAAUGACUUGUCAGAGUCCUCUGCGCCAGGCUCUGGUCGCCUAGACUACAAUGACAACAGUCCAUUCCUGGACCUGCCACUAGAUGGUGAAGGUGACGACUCCUUUAACUUUGAUGAAUCUACCCAAAUGUUUGGCGAUCUUGCCGAAGAAGAUGACGACGACGAGAAUGAAAUUACAAGUACAGACCACCUUCAUGACAAACGGAAAAGUAUGGGUGAUGUCGAAGACGACGACGACGAAGGCGGGGGGAAACGUAGGGAAGCGCAAAAUCGAGCGGCGCAACGAGCUUUUCGGGAACGCAAAGAGAAACAUCUCAAAGAUCUCGAGACCACGGUCGAAGAUCUUAAGAAAACAUCCGAUGCAACAAACGAAGAAAACGGUAUACUGCGAGCUCGAGUAGAGCGUCUGGAGGUGGAACUGAAAGAAUACCGAAAACGAUUGUCCUGGGUCAGUAGUGGUGGCGGUAGUGCCAAGCAAUCAGUGACGAGCACACAGCCACGUACUGGUUCUCUGGCUGCUGGCAGCAACGACUUUCAGUUCCAGUUCCCCAAGUUUGGUGAUGCCUCGAAUGCGGCGGUCUUCGGCAACACUGCGAAUCAAAUACCUUCCCCAUCCACAGUCCGUUCAGCGCACCGGGCGUCCAGUACUCCAUCAGCUCAAUCCGCCAGUCCAGCUGGCAGCUCCAUGAGCAGACAUUCGAUAGCCAAUGUGCAGACUCACAAGCAAAAUCAAAGGCAGAACUCAGCAAGUGGUUCGCCCAAGAAUAAUAUCACACAUUCACCUCCCAGCUACAACCAAUACAGCAUCGACAGUUUCAGUGGAUUGUUCAGUCCAUCUAUUCUGGAAGCAACGAGAAAGUCGGCCAAUGGCUACUUCGGUUUCGAAAAUAAUGAGAAAAACACCACCAGUCCCAGUCGUGGCAUUUCCGACAAUUCAUUUUCUUCUGUUCCAGGCUUGUACUCGUCUUCGAGUGUAUCGAACACAGAAUCACCAGGUUCACUAUCUGACGCACACAAUCAAAUAUCUUCUAUAGACACAUCUCCAGAGCCCGUUUUCAACUCACCAUACAACAAAGUGCAAGAUCUUGGACUGAAUACAAUUAACGAAGAAGGUACACUGGGACAAUGGAACUUCAACACGACCGGUGCUCCUGAGUUCGACCCGAAUGGCUUCAACUGGCUAGCACAACAAAAUGGAGGAACAUUCGACCCAGUCUUGUUUGGUGACUACAGGGAAACGACAGACAACAUAUUAUCGCAAGACUUCGGUUCCUUCUUCAACGAUGCGUACCCGUUGCCAGAACUAGGUAGUCCCACGCACAACUAUGGCGAUUUGCCUGUCAAUCAGCAGCCACUUGAACAGACCAAGAAACCAGAUCUUAUGGCUCAAAUGGACGCUGCUGUGGGAGGCAACAAUAUCAAGAGUUUCGAGGCUCCUAAGUUAAUGACUUGCAACAAGAUUUGGGAUCGAUUGCAAUCAAUGGAGAAAUUCCGCAACGGCGAGAUUGAUAUUGACAACCUGUGCAGCGAACUUCGUGCGAAGGCCAAGUGCUCGGAGGGAGGAGCAGUGGUUGAAGAGAAGCACGUGAAUCGAAUCCUGGGGCUGUGA
Molecule: messenger RNA, 1656 nt
Organism: Lithohypha guttulata
Lineage: Eukaryota; Fungi; Ascomycota; Eurotiomycetes; Chaetothyriales; Trichomeriaceae
Gene: YAP1
Product: DNA-binding transcription factor yap1
Exons: 4
Coding region: 1-1656 (551 amino acids)
Biological process (GO): regulation of DNA-templated transcription
Cellular component (GO): RNA polymerase II transcription regulator complex
Molecular function (GO): transcription cis-regulatory region binding; DNA-binding transcription activator activity, RNA polymerase II-specific
Source: RefSeq, a predicted model, not a curated record